AUGAAAACUCAAGAAGUCACUUCCAAAAGCAAAAAGGCACAAUUUCUAGCACCCAGGUCAUUAAUUAGGAAGCGACUUCAAGCAAUUGCAGAAAAUUCAUUAAGAAGGGAACAACUCCGUACUUGUCAUGACAAGAACUUGAAUAUUCAAAAUCCAAUACAAGAUCAAAAUAUGGGUACAAAUUUUAGUGCUGAUUCAGAAAACUUUGAAGAGGAGAAUUUUGCACAAAAUCGCAGGAGAAGUGCAAAUACUAACAAUGAAGAGAAUGAUGAUUCUGCAGAAUCAGAUAAUCAUCGAGUGCAAAGUGAUGAUGCAAUACUAAAUGAAUCUCGACAAGAAGCUGAUAAUUCUCAAAGGAAGAAAAAUCCACCUCGUGGUAGUAAUAAGUGUCUAAAGUUGAAUAAUUUGUCACAUGGGGAGAAAAAAAUCAUUACUUUUUAUCAGAAUAGAGCUAUUGAACCAGAAUUUUCACGAUAUCUUGGAAUUAUUAUUCGAGAUAGAAAUAUUUGCCCAGUAGCUGUUGAGAAUUGGGCCAAAAUACCACAGCAAAAUAAAGAUCAUAUGUGGGCAUCCAUUAAGGAUAAAUUUGAUGCUGAUGACAUGGAGCAAAAGAGAGAGUCAGUAAUGAGACACUUGCGCGAUUUGUGGAAUAAGUGGCGUGGUGACAUGCACAGGAAAUAUGUGAAAGAAAAUUCAUUGCAAGUUACCCUAUUCAUGGCUCGUUUACCCUUGAAUACCCAAGGGCAAUAUCUGCCAGAAUUUUAA
Molecule: messenger RNA, 765 nt
Organism: Asparagus officinalis (garden asparagus)
Lineage: Eukaryota; Viridiplantae; Streptophyta; Magnoliopsida; Asparagales; Asparagaceae
Exons: 4
Coding region: 1-765 (254 amino acids)
Source: RefSeq, a predicted model, not a curated record